AUGGAAAUACGGCGCUCCGACAAGCCGCGUCCGGCCCUCCUGCACCGCCACUACCGAAGCGGUGCGCUCCUGCUUCCAUGUCCCCCUCUCAUCCUCGUGCGCCAUCGUGUACAGGCAGCGGACGACGAGUCAAGCACGACGAGUGGCCGCACGAGUUGCAAUGCGGCCGAGUCUAUCGCGCCGCUCGAGAAGGCUCUAUCGACGCUGCCAGCAACGCCAAGUGUCCGGGCCUCGCCGCUCCCGACGAUUGUGCUGGGACUCCUCGUGCUCUACACGCUCUACUGCCUCCGCGCUGUCCAGAACUCGCUGCUGCAGCUGCACGGCCGGCUCGAUACGCUGGAAGAGACACUGGUCGCGCAAGCCAGUGCGACCUGCCCCACCGAGCUGGUGCACAGCGUCCUUCGCGCGCUCGAGGCUGUCGUCCGUCACUAGUCUCUUUCGAGACUGGCAUAACUAACACUGUCCUUUCUACUAAUUAUCUCGA
Messenger RNA from Saprolegnia parasitica CBS 223.65, 484 nucleotides. RefSeq lists its product as hypothetical. Bases 1 to 432 code for a protein of 143 amino acids. NCBI's taxonomy places the organism in Eukaryota, Oomycota, Saprolegniomycetes, Saprolegniales, Saprolegniaceae. The transcript is spliced from 2 exons. The record is from RefSeq and is a predicted model, not a curated record.